This is a messenger RNA of Miniopterus natalensis, 2826 nucleotides long. RefSeq names its product cannabinoid receptor 1 (gene CNR1). NCBI's taxonomy places the organism in Eukaryota, Metazoa, Chordata, Mammalia, Chiroptera, Miniopteridae. The record is from RefSeq and is a predicted model, not a curated record. Gene Ontology annotation, molecular function: cannabinoid receptor activity. Gene Ontology annotation, biological process: G protein-coupled receptor signaling pathway. Gene Ontology annotation, cellular component: membrane.
CGUGUUUCUAGUGCAUGCCACAUCAACAACUUCUGGUUGGCUUUUCUUUAACUAAGUGACUGGCUCAUUUUGUUGACUGAAUCUGGUGAGGAUUUGACCUGUAUACAGAGACAGAAAUGAUCUAACAUGAUGGUACUCAUUGAAGUUUUAUUGUUUGAAUUCUCCUGGUUUUCUCACCAACCGGCUUCUCUGUUUUCCUCUGUUAGGAUUCUCUGCUUCCAUCUCUUUCUCAGUCAUUUUGAGUUUGGCCUAAUUGAAAACUGAGGUUAUGAAGUCGAUCCUGGAUGGCCUUGCAGAUACCACCUUCCGCACCAUCACCACGGACCUCCUCUACGUGGGCUCGAAUGACAUUCAGGGAAGUCCCUUCCAGGAGAAGAUGACUGCGGGAGACAGCCCCCAGCUAGUCCCAGCAGACCAGGUGAACCUCACUGAAUUUUACAACAAGUCUCUUUCAUCCUACAAGGAAAAUGACAACAUUCAGUGUGGGGAGAACUUCAUGGACAUGGAGUGCUUCAUGAUUCUGAACCCCAGCCAGCAGCUGGCCAUCGCUGUGCUGUCCCUCACUCUGGGCACCUUCACAGUUCUGGAGAACCUGCUGGUGCUGUGUGUCAUCCUGCACUCUCGCAGCCUCCGCUGCAGGCCUUCCUACCACUUCAUCGGCAGCCUGGCGGUGGCAGACCUUCUGGGGAGUGUCAUCUUUGUCUAUAGCUUCGUUGAUUUCCACGUGUUCCACCGCAAAGACAGCCCCAACGUGUUUCUGUUCAAACUGGGCGGCGUCACGGCCUCCUUCACCGCCUCGGUGGGCAGCCUGUUCCUCACCGCCAUCGACAGGUAUAUAUCUAUUCACAGGCCCCUGGCCUAUAAGAGAAUUGUCACCAGGCCCAAGGCUGUGGUGGCAUUUUGCCUGAUGUGGACCAUAGCAAUUGUGAUCGCUGUGCUGCCUCUCCUGGGCUGGAACUGCAAGAAACUGCAAUCCGUGUGCUCAGACAUCUUCCCCCUCAUCGACGAAACCUACCUGAUGUUCUGGAUCGGGGUGACCAGCGUGCUGCUGCUGUUCAUCGUGUACGCCUACAUGUACAUCCUCUGGAAGGCCCACAGCCACGCGGUGCGCAUGAUUCAGCGCGGCACCCAGAAGAGCAUCAUCAUCCACACGUCCGAGGACGGCAAGGUGCAGGUGACGCGGCCGGACCAGACGCGCAUGGACAUCAGGCUGGCCAAGACGCUGGUCCUCAUCCUGGUGGUGCUGAUCAUCUGCUGGGGCCCCCUGCUCGCCAUCAUGGUCUACGACGUCUUUGGGAAGAUGAACAAGCUCAUUAAGACAGUGUUUGCCUUCUGCAGUAUGCUCUGCCUGCUCAACUCCACCGUGAACCCCAUCAUCUACGCUCUGAGGAGCCAGGACCUGAGGCACGCCUUCCGGAGCAUGUUCCCGUCGUGCGAAGGCACCGCGCAGCCCCUCGACAACAGCGUGGGCGAGUCGGACUGCCCGCACAAGCCCGCCAACAGCGCGGCCGGCGCGCACCGGGCCGCCGAGAGCUGCAUCAAGAGCACGGUCAAGAUCGCCAAGGUCACCAUGUCCGUGUCCACGGACACGUCGGCCGAGGCCGUGUGAGCCGACGCCUUCCUGGGCGGCGCAGGGAAAGAAGUUUUGUUUUGUUUUUAAAGCUGAAAAUCUAGAGGAGUCUGUCGUCUCAUCGGUUAUAUUUUUUAAGUUUAUCAUGCUCACUGAAAAGAUGAUCUUCACUAUGAUCGGUAGGCUGUUUGCGAAUGUUUGGGAUAGUGUAGAUUCUCAAAUUCAGUUCUCCAGGGACUGACAGUGAAGAAAGCCUUUUGCUUAAGUGACUGGGAGGUUGUUCAAAGUCUCAAGGAAAUAGGAGGGAAACCUUUAGCUACACAAUUUGAAGUCUAAGUACCAAUAGAAAAAUGCCAUCAAAUGAGUAAAUGCCUUUGUAACCACAACUUUAUUAUAAUGUGAAAUGUAUUUGUCCAUCAGUAUCAGAGCUGUCCAUUUUUACAACAGUUAUAGUACUAAAGUAGAGCUAUUUUGUAAAAUUUAUUGUGUCCUGUGAGAUGUGUAUCAGUGUUUAUUAUGUGUUGUUUAUAUUUGUCUAGUUCAGCAAAACUGAAAAGUAGAAUUUUAUGAAAAUGAUGGAAUAUAAGCAGUGGAUAUAUGCCAAUAAGACCACUUUUUAAAAGAGUAUUGCCCAUAAUAUAACUUUAGAAACCUUAAUAUUUUUUCAGACAUCUCUAUUUAAAUUUAACAUUGGACAUAACCAUAAAGGUUUAUUUUUUCUGUUAAUACAACAAGAAGAAUUUGAAGAGUCUCCAAAGUAUUGAGCAGAAUUUAUUGACACUUAAAAAUUUAUUAGCUCUGCGUUUUCAUAUGAGGACAUUUAUUAUCUUCUCGACUAAAGCUAUUGUCUUGGGUGAUGGAUUACAAUUAGAAUGGAAGAAAGAAGGCAUAUUGACUUUUUAGGCUGACAUCUCUGACUUUCUUUAGUCUUUAGCUAUUACUGGACCUCUUAAGACAGACAGCAUGUGUCAAUCUUAAUGUAUAUUGUUAUCACUGUGCAAUUGCUGUUUACUUGAAGAGUAUUGUAUUCUUAUAUUCCAGGUUUAAGUAGAUUUUAUGCCUGGGUGGCCAAACAACAAUCUUCAUUAUUUUCUUAAUUGAAAAGAAGUAUUGUCUGGAUCAGUAAAAUUAUACUGUGUGUGAAUGUGAAUAUAAAUGUGUGUAUGUGUGCAUUUCUAUCCUGUAACUGUUACAGUAAUGUCAUAAAGUGAGAAAACUGUGACCCAGUGUAAACUGUACCACUUGCUGCACUCUUA